UUAAUUAAGUGAAUGACAUUCUGUCAUUUCAUACUGACAUCAUGUAGACGAAAUCAUUAUGAGUUUCAAAUCAUCAAAAGUUUGCACAUGUAUCCAUUUCUUUGAUUCUGUACCAGACAAGAGUAUCGUGAGAGAAAACGUUGUAAAACAUUUGGAUGGAAAAGGUAUAAACGUUGCGAUAAAAGAUGAUACAGAUAUGAAACAAGAACAAAGUAAAGAGAAAGAAACAUCGCAUAAUAAUUCAAAACGGAAAAGAAAAUUUGGUUUACGUAAAAAACAUGCUGAUAAUGUUACGAUUAAUUUAGAAAAAAUGCCAAAAAAAACCGUGAAAUUGAAAACACAACAAGUUAUAGAUAUACCAGAACACAUACACGAUAUGUGUAGCUUUAUAUUGAGACAUGUUGAGGUUAAGGGAAUUUUCAAAAAGAAAGGCAAUUCAAGUAAACAAGAAGGUAGCAAUAACACAUAUGAUUAAAUAUAACCAAUGCAUUCCGACCGAAAUUUACUCUCCAAUCGACGUGAGUGGGGCCCUGCUUAAAACUUUGAAAUUACUACGAGAACCAGUGAUUCCAUGUAAAUAUCACCCUUUACUGUACGCUUGUUACGACCACGAAGACAACGAGAACCUUUUGCUGUUAGCGUGCUUGUUAAUGCCAGUAGAAAACGUAAAUAUUUUGGCUUAUUUGAUGCAAUUUUUCAACGAAGUUUCUAAACAUAACGUUACGAGUCAAACGAACUUAAUCGAGCAGAUAGGGUCUGCCAUAAUGCCCUUUUCAGAAAACAAAUACAAAUCCAAUAAAAUCAUCGGUAUAUUAAUGAAUAAAUCUGAAUUUAUUGGAAUGGUUCCCGAAGUGAUGACGUAUAAAUGGCCUUUAAAGAAGCCCAAAACUAUUUGCGACAAAUUUAACGAUGUCAUUAAGUCGUUUGGAAAAAUAUUCAGGAGAAUAAAACAUUCAACAUAUUCAAAUCGUUUUUUUAAUUGAGGUUAUGUGCAUCUAAGACUUGUCUUUGUCAAAUCUAACCUCAAAAUUUUUUGUACAACUCGAAUUACUUCGUUAUUAUCUUAAGUUUUUGCGUCAUGGAUAGUACAAAGAGUAACGAUUUUUGCUAUAAAUACGGGGUGUGUUCAAAUAUUGUAGAAAAGUUCGUAAAAAAUAUUUAGUUUGAAUAUUUUUUGAAGUCUUGGGCCCCCGAUUGUGUGUAUGGAAUAUUUAAAUACGACGGUUGCUUCUUGAGUUUUGAAAUCUCUUUUUAGCUCUAUAGACUUUUCCGUGGGAGCUAAAUCUGGCGAAUGAGAUAGCAAUUCAUACUUUAGACCAUUAUCUUGAUGAAACAACACUUCUUUCUAAGCCAAAUUCGGUCGUUUUCACUUGAUUUCUUCGAUGAA
Molecule: messenger RNA, 1387 nt
Organism: Diorhabda carinulata
Lineage: Eukaryota; Metazoa; Arthropoda; Insecta; Coleoptera; Chrysomelidae
Product: rho GTPase-activating protein 11A-like
Exons: 2
Coding region: 59-475 (138 amino acids)
Biological process (GO): signal transduction
Source: RefSeq, a predicted model, not a curated record